AUUAUUGAUGUAAAGUGAAUAAUUGAGUGAGUAAAAAUUAUAUGCUUGGGGAAGUGCAGAAUGUGAUUAAUUUUUGGCUAAGGAUGAAGAGGAUGAAGAAAUGUAUGAAGUAAAAAGGCCAUAUCAAAUAAAAGAAUUGAAUAAUCUUUCUAUUACUUAAGUAGCAUGUGGAGGAAUGCAUGCCUUAAUUUUGACAUAAUAAGGAAAAGUAAUAAUUUAUUAAAUCUAAAAUAGGUUUAUUCUUUUGGAUGUGAUGACAAAGGAGUACUUGGAAGACCAGUAAUAGAAGGAUAAGAUACUAGAGUACCUGCAAUCAUUACAGAUCUACCUCCUGUUAAUAUGAUUGCUUGUGGUAGUUCUCAUUCCAUUGCUGCCAAUUCUAAUGGUAUAGUCUAUUUCUGGGGUUUUUAUGCUAAUACUCAUGGUCCUAUUGGAGAACCAGUAUAAAGACCUAAAAAAAUGGAUAAUAUUACAGAUGGGAUCUAAAAAAUACUAUGUGGUUAAAAUCAUACUAUGGUUUUAUUAUCCAAUUAAAAAGUAUACUCAUUAUAUAUAUCUAGUUAUUAACUUGGGGUGAUGCAGAAACCUUAGUUAUUGGUAGAAAAAGUGAAACUAGAAGAUCUGUUAUGCAAAAUUUAAAUCCUUAACCUAUCAAAAUGAAAAAACCAAUUUUAAAUAUUUUUACAGGAGCUUCACAUGCAUUUGUCAAAGUUUAAAUAAAAGAUAAUAAAGUUGGUAUUUAUGGAUGGGGUUUGAAUAAUUAUGGACAACUUGGUAUUGGAAAUUAAGAAAAUUAAUAAUUACCUGUAUUAAUUGAAUUUUUUGAUAAUAUUGAUGUUAUUGAUAUGGUUGGUGGAGAACAUCAUACUAUUGCUCUUGAUUCUUAAGGAAACCUAUAUUCUUUUGGUAGACAUGAUGAUGGAUAACUUGGUUUAGGAGAAGAAAUAAAUUAAUAAUUAAAAGAGUAAGCUCAAAAAUAAUUAGAGGAGGAAAUAUAAUCAUAAAAACUUAAUGAAACCAACAAAAAAAAAGUUAGCAAAAAAAAUAAAUAAUAAGGAGAAUUAUUUGAAAUUUAAAAGUCUGAUAAAGUUAUUGGAUAUGAAUUUAUUACUCUUCCAUAACUCAUAACAGAUAUUCCAAAAAUGUAAUCAAUUUAUUCUUCUAUGCAUUUUAAUUUUGCUAUUUCUUAAUAAAGCUAAAUAUUCUCUUGGGGAAAUGGCUAAAGUUUUGUUUUAGGUACUAGAAAUGAGAAUUCCCAAUUCAAACCUAAAGAUGUAUUUUAUUAUAUUAUCAAUUUAGAUAACUUCCAUAUUUAAAAAUGAAAAAUUAUUAUAAAUAUCUCUUGGUGCUAGUCAUGUUAUUGCUUAUACUUCUACUGAUCUUAAUUAUAGCACUCAAAAAAUUGAUGAAUCAAUCAUUAAAAUAUAAGAAUAAAAAACAAAAAUUAAAAAGACGAGAAAAAGCAAUAGUAGAGAUAAAAGUAGGGAAAAAAGUGUAUCUAUGAAAAGAAGCGUAUAGAAAUUUGAUGACAGUUUAAUUCCAGUUAAAGAUUUGAAAAUUGAUUGA
Molecule: messenger RNA, 1566 nt
Organism: Paramecium sonneborni
Lineage: Eukaryota; Ciliophora; Oligohymenophorea; Peniculida; Parameciidae
Source: the annotation of a GenBank genome assembly